Pochonia chlamydosporia 170 is the source of this 1497-nucleotide messenger RNA. Its product is annotated as ribose-phosphate diphosphokinase. NCBI's taxonomy places the organism in Eukaryota, Fungi, Ascomycota, Sordariomycetes, Hypocreales, Clavicipitaceae. Gene Ontology annotation, molecular function: magnesium ion binding; ribose phosphate diphosphokinase activity. Gene Ontology annotation, cellular component: ribose phosphate diphosphokinase complex; cytoplasm. Bases 1 to 1497 code for a protein of 498 amino acids. Gene Ontology annotation, biological process: ribonucleoside monophosphate biosynthetic process; 5-phosphoribose 1-diphosphate biosynthetic process; purine nucleotide biosynthetic process. The transcript is spliced from 3 exons. The record is from RefSeq and is a predicted model, not a curated record.
AUGCGCAAUACCCUUAUAUUCGCUGGCAAUUCUUGUCCAGUUCUCACUGGCCAAAUAUGCGAAAAUCUGGGCAUGACUCCCGCUGAUGCGGAGCUAACACAAUUCUCCAACGGGGAGACAAGUGUCAGGAUCUUGACGAGUGUACGAGAGAAAGAUGUGUUUGUGGUGCAGUCGGGAAGCCCCAAGAUCAAUGAUUCCAUAAUGGAACUGCUCAUCAUGAUCUCAGCUUGCAAAGGAGGCUCCGCGAACAAAAUCACAGCUGUUCUCCCAUACUUCCCAUAUAGCCGGCAAUCGAAGAAAAAGGCCCACCGUGGCGCGAUCACUGCACGAAUGCUAGCCAACCUGCUCGGCGUUGCAGGAGUGAAGCAUGUGAUCACGGUAGACUUACAUGCUUCACAAAUGCAAGGGUUUUUCAAAUGUCCAGUGGACAAUCUUCAUGCCGAGCCUAUAAUUGCGAAAUGGAUUCGGCGGAACGUCCACAAUUGGCGAGAAGCAGUUGUGGUAUCAAAGAAUGCUGGAGGGACAAAACGGGUCACGUCACUCGCUGAUGCUCUGAAGCUCAAUUUCGGCAUGGUUACCACAGACCGGAAAAGAGGGACCAAUAUGACAGCGAGCAUGAUUAUGAAUCAUCUUGAUGGUGUUGACAGGCAGCCUGCGCUUGAAACUGCCAUGGGGACUGACAUCUCCCCCCCUGGUGGAGGCUCCCAAGAUGGCGCCAUACAACAUGUUCCGGCGCAAAUAUUUGGAACAUCAUUGACGGAUGCCACCGGAUCUCCCACUCGUCAUGCUGAACGACGGGAGAAGAUACCUGAGAUACAGAGUAAGGCAAGUGGCGGUAGCGGCUCACCAGCUUCCCGCAGCACUCCGGAAUUGCAAUCCACUCAUGAGCAAGUUUUUGAUGACCGCCGAGCGCAUGAAGUCAUACAUGGCCGCUUGAUCCGAGGCCAUGUCGUCGAAGAUGACUUCAACUCACCUGCGAUGUCAACGACUGGGAACAGCUUACAAGAGGAGGAUCCUAUGACUUUAUCGCACGCCUCGUCUUUCUUUGUUCCAGAGGGCCAAGUCCUAGGCGGAGGAGGUGAUCCAGCAGCAAGUUCUGACGAAGAAGACAAUGCGUUUCAGGACACCAAGGCUGAGCACAUGAUUACCCUAGUUGGUAAUGUGAGGAACCGGACCGUGUUUAUCGUCGAUGACAUGAUUGACAAGCCGGGCUCCUGGAUUGCCGCCGCCGAAACGGUAGUAAAGAAAGGAGGAGCUAAAAAGGUUUUCUGCAUUGCCACGCAUGGUGUAUUUGGUGCAGAUUGUCUGGAGCAGCUUCAGGCAUGCGAGUGCAUCGACACGAUACUCGUCACAAACAGCUUUCCAAUCAACCAAGAUCGCGCGAGGAAUAUUAGCAAGCUUGUUGUUCUCGACUUGUCGUUUCUUCUGUCAGAGGCUAUUAGGCGUAAUCAUUACGGCGAAUCCAUUUCGCCACUGUUCCAACACACCGGGGACUGA